CUAAAAAUUUCGAACGCUUGGACUGACUGUGUGAAAGCGUCUAACUAGUAGCUGCACGGGCAUGGGAGUUAAUUCAGGCAGGUUAACAGCCGUUGUUGUUGUCUGGGCGGUGACAUUGAGCGCAGCAGCAGCCCAACGGAAAGGAGACUGUUUGUCGCUCAUCCGCAAUGGACGAGUCAUGGGGCAAUGUAUUCCUGUGCGCGAGUGUGAGUACUUCAUGGGGAUACUUUCUGCACCGCCUGUUUCCCAGUCUGAUAGGAAUCUGCUCAGGGAUAAUCAGUGCAACCGACAACAGAAUGGGAAUAUUAACGUGUGUUGCCCCAUUCAAGGUGGAACUGGCGCAGGGCUAGUGAGUAGAGAUAGCUUGGGCGCCUUGACACAUCCACUAUUGCCUCGCGAAUGCGGCGGGGUCAAAUGGCAGCGCUCCAAUGAUACGGAAACGAAAAUAAAUGAGUAUCCGUGGCUGGCGCUGAUUGAGUAUACGAAACCAAGCCAAGAGAAACUUCACGCUUGUGGCGGCGUUUUGAUCAGCGAACGCUAUGUGCUAACGGCGGCUCAUUGUGCCUCUGGAAAGGCGAUAAGCAGCGGAGGCUGGCAAAUGCGUGCCGUACGGUUGGGCGAAUGGGAUACGUUGACAAAUCCGGAUUGCCAGGUCAGUGGGGAACCUGUCAAAACGGAAUGUGCUCCUCCUUACCAGGACGUGCUCAUCGAAGAGAUCAUUGUGCACCCGGACUAUAACAAGGACAGCCUCAGUCAAACGUAUGACAUUGCAAUGAUACGACUGAAGGAUGCCGUCCAGCUCAACAACUACGUGCAGCCCAUUUGCUUGCCAAACCAGCAGCUGCACGCCGAUGAGCUGGAGGAUCUGGUUACGGAAGUGGGCGGCUGGAAGGCCACCUCCAGCUCACGCCUAAGAAAGAGUGAGGUUAUCAUUGAGUCUAUCGAAGCCUGUCAGAAGCAAUAUGCCGCCCAAAAUAUACAUAUUAUGGCAUCCCAAUUGUGCGGGUCUGCCAAAACCAAUGAGUGUCAUGGCAACUCUGGCGGUCCGCUUAUGUUGUUAAAGAAUAACGUUUAUCUUCUUGGCGGCUUGUUGUCUUUCGGUCCUGUACCGUGUCCAAGUACUGGCUGGCCGGAUAUCUAUACCCGUGUGGCCUCCUACAUUGAGUGGAUACAUAGUAAUCUAAAAGCCUGACGAAUUAAUUUAUACAGUCCUUUAUAUACUUA
Drosophila arizonae is the source of this 1224-nucleotide messenger RNA. Its product is annotated as serine protease ea. NCBI's taxonomy places the organism in Eukaryota, Metazoa, Arthropoda, Insecta, Diptera, Drosophilidae. The record is from RefSeq and is a predicted model, not a curated record. Gene Ontology annotation, molecular function: serine-type endopeptidase activity. Gene Ontology annotation, biological process: proteolysis.